Molecule: messenger RNA, 1008 nt
Organism: Ogataea angusta
Lineage: Eukaryota; Fungi; Ascomycota; Pichiomycetes; Pichiales; Pichiaceae
Exons: 1
Coding region: 1-1008 (335 amino acids)
Biological process (GO): glucose metabolic process
Molecular function (GO): oxidoreductase activity, acting on the aldehyde or oxo group of donors, NAD or NADP as acceptor; NAD binding; NADP binding
Source: RefSeq, a predicted model, not a curated record
AUGACCGCAAACGUUGGAAUUAAUGGAUUUGGAAGAAUCGGUAGACUGGUGUUGAGAAUCGCCCUUAGCAGAAAGGACGUCAACGUCAUUGCUAUCAAUGAUCCGUUCAUUGCUCCUGAUUACGCCGCUUACAUGUUCAAGUACGACUCUACCCACGGAAAGUUCGAUGGUACUGUCACCCACGAGGGCAAGUACUUGAUCAUCAACGGCAAGAAGAUCGAGGUCUUCCAAGAGAGAGACCCAGCCAACAUCCCAUGGGGUAAGGAAGGCGUCGACUACGUCCUCGACUCCACUGGAGUUUUCACCACCCUUGAGGGUGCUCAAAAGCACAUCGAUGCUGGUGCCAAGAAGGUCAUCAUCACCGCUCCAUCUAAGGACGCUCCAAUGUUCGUUGUGGGUGUGAACCACGAGGAGUACACUCCAGACAUCAAGAUCCUGUCCAACGCUUCUUGUACCACCAACUGUCUGGCUCCAUUGGCCAAGGUUAUCAAUGACACCUACGGAAUUGAGGAGGGUUUGAUGACCACCAUCCACUCCAUCACCGCUACUCAAAAGACUGUUGACGGUCCAUCCCACAAGGACUGGAGAGGAGGUAGAACUGCUUCCGGCAACAUCAUCCCAUCCUCCACCGGUGCUGCCAAGGCUGUUGGAAAGGUCCUUCCAGCAUUGGCCGGUAAGCUCACUGGUAUGUCCAUGAGAGUCCCAACCACCGAUGUUUCUGUUGUUGACUUGACUGUCAACCUCAAGAAGCCAACCACUUACGAGGACAUUUGUGCCACCAUGAAGAAGGCUGCCGAGGGCCCAUUGGCUGGAAUUCUUGGCUACACCGACGAGGCUGUUGUUUCCUCAGACUUCGUGACCGACAGCAGAUCUUCUGUUUUCGACGCCAAGGCCGGUAUCCUGCUGACCCCAACCUUCGUCAAGCUUGUCUCCUGGUACGACAAUGAGUACGGCUACUCUACCAGAGUUGUUGACUUGCUCGAGCACGUUGCCAAGGUUUCUGCUUAA